UUAACAAAAAAAUAUUACACGUUACUGCUUUUUUACCCUGCGCAGUAUUAAAGUAUAUAGCAGGAAGUGCGUCAGAGGACUGCGUCGUGUUCGAUAUUCGUUCGCCAUCCUUUAUCUUAAACCAAUCAGAACUGUCUCUCUAUUCUUCCCUUACAAGAAGCUGGAAUCAGGACGAGCUAACUAGUUUGAGUUUUACCUUUAUUCUGUGUGGUUUAAUUUGUGUUAAUUGUUAUUAUUAUCCAUAGCGAGAUAAGCGCUAAGAUGUCGAGUUCUAAUAUGGAUUUGUUCCUGAAUGGAGUGGGUUGUCAGGUUGAAGGGGACGCGGAUCUGACUACUAAUAAUUUUAACAUAAAACAAAAAGUAGAAAAUGCCGUUUCCAAUUCAUCAAAGUCUCUGCUACCGUGUGCUGAAGUAUUACCUAUGCGUGUAGAGCGUAUUGAGCCAGUUCCAUCACUAUAUGAAAUCAUUAUGCUUUUUGAUAUCGACAAUGAAAUAGACUUUGAUUUCAAUAUUGAUGAAGAGGAGGAAGAAGACGAGGUUGAUGUUGAGAACAUCAUUCAAGCUUCUGCAAUGGCUGCUCAGAAGAGAAGGGGUGUUAACACCGCUGAAACAGCAGCUGGCUCUUCAAGUCAACUGUCAGCACUAAGCUCCACCCCAGGUACUUUGACUGAUGAAUUAGCUGCUUUAUUUGAAUGCCCAGUAUGUUUCGAGAUUGUUUUGCCUCCAAUAAUGCAAUGCCAAGUUGGCCACUUGGUAUGCGCCAGCUGUCGACCCAAACUUUCUUGCUGCCCCACUUGUCGUGGCACUCUUGGAAACAUCAGGAAUCUUGCGAUGGAGAAAGUUGCUAAUAAUCUUAUGUUUCCAUGCAAACAUAAGUCUACAGGAUGCCGUAUGUCUCUUGGCCUUAAUGAAAAAGCUGAACAUGAAGAAGUUUGUGAAUUUCGACCAUACAGCUGUCCAUGUCCUGGUGCUUCCUGUUCCUGGCAAGGACAACUGGAUAAAGUUAUGGUCCAUUUACAACAUUCACACAAGAACAUAACCACUCUUAACGGUGAAGAUAUUGUAUUCUUAGCAACUGAGAUCAACCUGGCUGGAGCUGUUGACUGGGUUAUGAUGCAGAGUUGCUUUGGACACCAUUUUAUGCUAGUCUUGGAAAAACAAGAGAAAACUGAUGGACAUACCCAGUUCUUUGCAAUUGUUCAAUUGAUUGGUUCAAGAAAACAAGCUGAAAGAUUUGCAUACAGAUUAGAAUUGAAUGGGAACCGUAGGCGUUUAAUUUGGGAAGCCAUGCCUAGAUCCAGCCAUGAAGGCGUUGCUUCAGCCAUCAUGAGCUCUGAUUGCUUAGUCUUUGACAAUUCCAUCGCCCAACAUUUUGCUGAUAAUGGAAACUUGGGUAUCAAUGUUACCAUCUCUUUAGUAUGCUAAAGUUUUAUUUGUUCUUAGGUUUUAAAAAUAUCAAAAACACAUUUUUUCCAUUACAUAUGUUUUAAGUUUCGCGUUUAAUCUUAUUCCUGGCUCGUGGUGUAUAUAUAAUGUUUAAAUGUUCGAGAGUGACUUUGGUCUCAUGAUAAUGACUGGUAGUUAGAUUUUUAAUGAUAAUACAUGCUCGAGUUUGUUUUGAAGUAAUAUUAAUAAAGAAGUUUUAAAAA
Messenger RNA from Anthonomus grandis grandis, 1649 nucleotides. RefSeq names its product E3 ubiquitin-protein ligase SIAH1A-like. Lineage: Eukaryota; Metazoa; Arthropoda; Insecta; Coleoptera; Curculionidae. The coding region runs from base 262 to 1425 and encodes 387 amino acids. The transcript has 3 exons. Gene Ontology annotation, molecular function: ubiquitin protein ligase activity; zinc ion binding; ubiquitin conjugating enzyme binding. The record is from RefSeq and is a predicted model, not a curated record. Gene Ontology annotation, biological process: proteasome-mediated ubiquitin-dependent protein catabolic process; multicellular organism development. Gene Ontology annotation, cellular component: cytoplasm.